UUUGGUGCUGACAGACCUUCCUAAUCUGUAUCAGUAUAUUUUCCUCUCAUAGGACGUUUUCUUUUAGUUUUUGAUAAUUGGGAAUUGUGCAAUGGAGAAUUUUAAGCAAAAAUGUUAUUAUUUCUGUAGGUAAAGGGACUACAAAUUUUUUUUUUUUUUAAAUGCCCCAAAUGCAAUCCAAAUCUUUACUUGUUGGCUGGUUUUGCCAAGUCCAAGACGUGGGUUAGUUUUCUAGUGAUUUGCCCUUUUCCCUAAAAGUUCAUUGAAAAUCGACUUAUGUUAAUUGUUUAUAUUUUUGCCUGUUUUUUCUUUCAUUUGGAGUUCUUCCCAUUCGGGGUUCUGCUUGUUAUUUUCCAGGAUUUGAUUAAAUCUUCCACUUGUCCAUCAGGAAAUGCAGACUGUACUGAAUUUGCCUUACAACAUAUGAUGCAGAUUGCUGAAAGGGAGUUGAUGGUCAGGAGGAUUGAGUCACACACAAACCGGCAGGGGCUUACGUUGGAGGGCCUCCAGGCUGCAGAAGUGAGAGUCUGCACGAGUUAGUUGUGGUGUGGGGGAGGCGCCGUGAGGAAACCUGCUCAUUUGAUGAGAGAGCCAGCCAGCGGAAGUAAUACGUUCAGUGAUUUGCUUUUGACUUUGGGCAUGUCAUUGUAGGAAGUAUUGCAGCUUGAGAGACAGAUGGGAGGACAGCUCCUAGAAGAACCUAAGGCUCUUCAUUUUAAAGGCAGCACCCACAACCUGCGCCUGUCGAUUCACGAUAUCACCCAUUCCCUCUGGAAAAGUAAAUUGCUGGCGAAAUAUCAGGAGAUUCCUUUUUAUCAUAUCUGGAGUGGGUCUCAAAGAAACCUCCACUGCACAUUCACCCUGGAAAGAUUUAGCCUGAACACAGUGGAGCUGGUUUGCAAACUCUGCGUGCGACAGGUGGAAGGAGAAGGGCAGAUCUUCCAGCUCAACUGCACCGUGUCGGAGGAACCCACUGGCAUCGAUCUGCCUCUGCUGGACCCGGCGAGCACCAUCACCACCAUGACGGGCCCCAGUGCUUUCAGCAUCCCUCCCCCUAUCCGGCAGAAGCUCUGUAGCAGCCUGGACGCCCCACAGACCAGAGGGCAUGACUGGAGGAUGCUGGCCCAUAAGCUGAACCUGGACAGGUACUUGAAUUACUUUGCCACCAAAUCCAGCCCAACUGGCGUAAUCCUGGAUCUCUGGGAAGCACAGAACUUCCCAGAUGGCAACUUGAGCGUGCUGGCGGCUGUCCUGGAAGAAAUGGGAAGGCAUGAAACGGUAGUGUCUUUAGCAGCAGAAGGGCAGUAUUGACCCACGCCGGGACUGGAAGUGAAGGACGGGAAGGCACUGGGGGUCUGUGGCCGUCCAGGGCAUCGCGUGGAGAAGGAAAUCCAGAGUAGACCAUGACCAAUGAGUUUCACAGGCAAGACUGCAGGCGGGAGAGGGAAGGCAAGCAGAUGCAGCUGCUGACAGAUACGCCCACCGCAUGGACAUCAUCACAGGACUUAAGGACAAUUGUGUAAAUUUGUACCUUGAAUUUAGAGACCGACCUAAUUUUCCUCUUAGUUGGGCUGUAUGCUGUGUGGUACAGGAUCUUACAGUUUCCUAGGAAACGCUUUUUAUUGCUAUCCAGGUAUAUGGAUAAACUUUCUUAACAAACCCAAUUUCUACAAACGUUGUUUACAUCAGAUUGGACAGGGAUGCAGACACUGUCCAUGGCUCGUUCUAUUUUUGUUUAAAUCAUUUGAAGUUGAAGCUGUGGACAGUUUGUUGUGUCUAUUUCAGAUUAGUAAUUUACAGAGAAAUCAGACUUUUGCCACAAACUGUGUGCAUCAAGUGUCUCAGAUAAUCCUCCCCAUCGGUGUUCUGUUUCUAGAACUUGUAGAAUCAGUGUUACUGUUUGUAUCAGGGAAGUGGAGAAUCUAAGUAUAAAAGAGAAAUAACUAAGAUUCCUUAUUCCUUGAGGGUACCCGUCUGGUCACCCUCUGGGAAUAAAGCUGUAGCAUUGCAGGGAAGACCGUGAUUCAUGUUCAGCCACACAAACAAGCAUUUCUUCACCACGUGUGUGUUUGUAAGAUGCAAUUUGAAGUGUUUUGGUUUUUUUUUUAUAAAAAAAAGGUAUCGUUAUUAUUACUAUUACUAUUAUUGAUGAGUAUUUACAGGUAUUCUAGUAAAAGGAUUUUCUUUUAACUUCUGUUUUUGUUAGCAGUACUGUUAGUAUUUAGGUAUUGACUAGACCUGCUUCACCUUCUGAUGGGAUAAGGUGGGCGUGGUCACCAGUUUAAUUAAACAGGCUUUGCUUCCUUGACCUUUUAUCUUCUUGCAUCCUUCUGCCCCAGAAACAUAGUCAAUGCUUACUGGCUUUGUCAGUCUCUUCUUUCAGCUGGCUCAGGCAAGGUCUUUCUCCUCCAAAUCUUGUUGUGAGAAGCAUUCUCGACUGAAGUUCAAUCAACAUUGUGGUUCUGCCACCGAAACCCUGACACCGCCCCCACCCCCCGCCCCGCCCGGGUACUCUGUCUACUCGAGGGGCUGUGUGCCUGGAGGAACAGCCUUUGAGCUGGCAACUGGAAACCCGGUUCUCAUUCUGGGUGUGUCAUUGUCUAGCUGUGUUCCCCUGGGAGAGUCAUUUAACCUCACUGGACCUCAGUUCCCUCACAUGUCGAAUGAAGGGGUAGAAGUAGUAGGUCUUCUCAAGGUUCUAAAAUGCUGGACUCCUACUAUGAUGUCUCCAGUCUCCUUCAUCAGUCCAAGGACCACCAUGGACUCUGAGCUGGAAGCUUUAAAGAGUCAGCUAGUCUCUUGCCCAGGCUACAGUAUGCCUUCCAAAUAGUUCCAGCUUGGAAGAGGAGGAUUCUAACCUGUAGCCUAUUUGUCACGCUUUCAAGCCUUGUCUCUGGGCUGCUCGCCAAGAGACAGCAUACCUUUAUUAUCAUUUUCUUUCCUCUCUUGGGGCCACUUGCCUUCCUGACCGAUUGCAAAUUAUGUUCUAUUAUUGUCUUAAUUAGACUUUUUUAAAUUAAAAAAAAAGUUAACUGAGAAGUAGUCCAAAGACGACUUUGUGUAAACUAUGGUAUUCCCUUAGAACUGUCACAGGCUCUUUGUUUUAUUUAACCCAGGGACUCAAUUCAUUCAGCAAGUGGGAAAUCCAGGGUCAGCAGCCAGUAGCCAAACAACGAUUGAACAACAAGCACCCAUGUGGAUGAAUCAGAGCCUUUGAAACAUGGCUGUGGUUAACUUUUGGGCUGGAGGUAUACAGGUUGCUGACUGGAGUUGAAUGAGAAAUCAUUCUAUAUAUUUUCCUCCCUCUUUAGACAUGUAUUUCCUCUUCUAUUUUGGUGACUUCUUGAUAUUCCCAAGACUCCUCCAUCCUCCUCAUUGAGGAACUACUGAUACUCUGGUACAGAGCCUCUUCUCUCACCCCUUUUGUUUCUUAUCUUCUGUUUUAGGCAUACAUUCUAUAACCUGUCUCUCUCAGGCCACCCCCUGCACCAUACAUAAGUCUCUGUUAUGCUAAUGUGAAAGGAAGAGUUUGCAGUAAUAAACAAGUUCAGUGGA
This is a messenger RNA of Leptonychotes weddellii (Weddell seal), 3555 nucleotides long. The record is from RefSeq and is a predicted model, not a curated record. Lineage: Eukaryota; Metazoa; Chordata; Mammalia; Carnivora; Phocidae.